AAACAAAAGUUGCCACCAAGCAUCGUAUUAACAUUAACACCUACCAAUGGUUUCUGUGUAGUUUCUAUGAUAAUGGAAAGGCAAUUUUUUCUUCAUUAUUUUAUAUGCCACUGCUUAGUGUUUUUUCUCUCAUUAGAAUAGCCUUGUCUUCCUUCCCACUUCUCUGUCUCCUAUACUCCUUACUGCUCUGAGAUUCUGUAUCCACUGUGGUUUUCUAACCUUAGAAUUUCCUCCAAACACGACAACAGAUUGUCAAAUCUGUGGUUUAUCUCCUCUCAGAACAGUGAACUUUAGCAAUUUAAGGACUAUAUGUAAUUGAUACUGUGAAAGAAAAUCCAGGGACAUCUGUUUUGUUAUCAUGAGUACCAAUUAACAACUGUUGUUGAUUGUUCUGCUCUAAUAUCAUCUGCUUGAAGAGACCAUAUAGACUACAACAAUACAGUUGAGGCACGAAAAAAUACCCUUUUAUUAAUUCUAAGAUGCAGGCAUCAGAGCAACAUAGAAGUUCAAGCAUGUACCAUCAACCAUUACAACAAUUUGAAGCCUACUGCAUGCCGCAGUAUCGAACUCUAAAUCAUCAGCUAUACUACCACAACGGAGGCCAUGGAACCCACUUCUCCAAUCCAAGUUCUUCUGAAUUUUACUGUACAUUAGAAUCAUCCUCUGCAGCUGGCAGUUUCACUGUAUACAAUUCUCCUUCAACUGUUAGUUUCUCACCUAACGGUAGCCCCAUAUCGCAGCAUGAUUCUCAGUCAUAUCCACCUGACCAGCAUAAUUCCCCUGAGAAUACCUAUGGCUCUCCAAUGAGUGGAUCUUGCAUAACUGAUGAUUUAAGCAGCUUCAAGCACAAGCUAAGAGAGUUGGAAAGUGUAAUGUUUGGCCCUGACUCUGAUAAUCUUGAUAGUUAUGAUAGUGCCAUCAGCAACGAAACCAACUUUGUUUCACUUGAGAUGGACAGUUUGAGACAAACAAUGCUGGCAAUUUCUAGUAAAAGCCUAAAACAGAUCCUUAUUUCAUGUGCCAAAGCAAUUGCAGACAAUGAUUUGCUGAUUGCACAAUGGCUGAUGGAUGAAUUACGGCAGAUGGUGUCUGUUUCUGGUGAACCAAUCCAACGCUUGGGAGCAUACAUGUUGGAAGGUCUCGUUGCCCGAUUGGCUGCCUCUGGGAGUUCAAUAUACAAAUCUUUACGAUGCAAAGAACCAGAAAGUGCUGAGCUUCUCUCCUACAUGCACAUACUAUAUGAGGUUUGCCCCUACUUCAAAUUUGGGUACAUGUCUGCAAAUGGAGCCAUUGCAGAAGCUAUGAAAGAUGAAGACACAGUUCACAUAAUUGAUUUCCAAAUUGCUCAAGGAAGUCAAUGGAUCACGUUAAUUCAGGCUUUUGCGGCUAGACCUGGAGGACCACCCCACAUCCGGAUCACGGGUAUUGAUGAUUCAACAUCAGCCUAUGCCCGUGGCGGUGGACUACACAUAGUGGGAAAGAGGUUAUCAAAGCUUGCUGAGCAUUUUAAGGUGCCAUUUGAAUUUCAUGCUGCAGCUAUCUCUGGUUGUGAUGUUCAACUACAUAACCUUGGUGUUCGACCAGGCCAAGCUCUGGCUGUCAAUUUUGCAUUCAUGCUACACCAUAUGCCAGAUGAAAGUGUGAGUACUCAGAAUCACAGGGAUAGGCUGUUGAGGUUGGUUAAGAGCCUAUCACCAAAGGUGGUUACACUUGUUGAGCAAGAAUCUAACACCAACACUGCUGCAUUCAUUCCACGUUUCCUUGAAACUCUGGACUACUACACAGCAAUGUUUGAGUCAAUAGAUGUGACUCUUCCCAGAGAUCAUAAAGAGAGAAUCAAUGUGGAACAGCAUUGUUUGGCAAGAGACUUGGUUAACAUCAUAGCUUGUGAAGGGAUGGAGAGGGUGGAAAGACAUGAGCUGCUUGGGAAAUGGAGGUCAAGAUUUGCAAUGGCUGGUUUCACUCCUUACCCCUUGAGUUCAUUGGUGAAUGGCACCAUUAAGAAAUUGCUUGAGAACUACAGUGAUAGAUAUAGACUUGAAGAGAGAGAUGGAGCUCUGUAUCUGGGUUGGAUGAAUAGAGAUUUGGUUGCUUCUUGCGCAUGGAAAUGAGAACUGGGCAUUAGGUAACUCCUGAAAGUUCGAUGGAGGACAAAGCAGAACCUGUCCUUGUUCUUUUUCUGUUCCAUUGCUUUGUAGAAGUUAAUGAGAAAGACCUCAACAUUAAAUCCAAUCUAAUUGUCCAUUUUCUUUGCUUUCAAUCGGAAAUGUAGCUACCAUUUUUCUUUUAUCAGCAAUAUUAACCUUUCAUUUCAUAAUCUUUUUCUGGCCUUUGAAUUCUGAGCAAUCCAAUGCUUAAAUAUUUCAAGGACUAUGCUAUCCUGUUAUCAAAUAUUGCUGUUCAUUCUCAUUCUUAGUUGAGUAGAAACUCACUUAAAUUACAUUAAAUUUAAAUUAUAU
This is a messenger RNA of Abrus precatorius (Indian licorice), 2459 nucleotides long. Its product is annotated as scarecrow-like transcription factor PAT1. The transcript has 2 exons. The record is from RefSeq and is a predicted model, not a curated record. Gene Ontology annotation, molecular function: DNA-binding transcription factor activity; sequence-specific DNA binding. Gene Ontology annotation, biological process: regulation of DNA-templated transcription. Lineage: Eukaryota; Viridiplantae; Streptophyta; Magnoliopsida; Fabales; Fabaceae. Bases 480 to 2111 code for a protein of 543 amino acids. Gene Ontology annotation, cellular component: nucleus.